Molecule: messenger RNA, 2226 nt
Organism: Auxenochlorella protothecoides
Lineage: Eukaryota; Viridiplantae; Chlorophyta; Trebouxiophyceae; Chlorellales; Chlorellaceae
Product: E3 ubiquitin-protein ligase ORTHRUS 2
Exons: 16
Coding region: 1-2226 (741 amino acids)
Biological process (GO): protein ubiquitination; negative regulation of gene expression via chromosomal CpG island methylation
Molecular function (GO): ubiquitin protein ligase activity
Source: RefSeq, a predicted model, not a curated record
AUGGACCAGGCGGCGAUGAUGAAGCGUGUCAUGGAGAUACAGAGGGAUCCCAACCUCACAGACGCCGAGAAGGCGGUGAGGCGGCAGCAGUUGAUGUCCGGAAAGUGGGCAGCGCCUGCCGAGGAGGAAGGGGACCAGGAGGACGGAGCAGUGAAGUCCGAGCCCAAGCCCGAGCAUGGGCUGUCCAACACCCUUCAGUGCACCAUCUGCCACGAGCUCUGUAAUCGCCCUGUCACUGCUCCCUGCCAGCACAACUUCUGCCUCAAGUGUUUCCAAGACCAUGUCAACAAGUCGAAGAAGAAAUGCUGCCCCACCUGUCGUACAGAGUUCAGUGCCAAGUUCUGCGCAAACCCUCGCAUCAACACCGCGCUCACGAUGGCCAUCCGUGCCUUCAAGAUCGGCACCGUCAACCCCUCCUCCAAGCCCUUUGAGCGCAUCAACGACGCCGACCGCCCAGACGAGGCCUUCACCACGGAUCGUGCUGUGAGGGCCGGGCGUGCCAAUGCCGCCAGCGGCCGCAUCAUGGUGACGGUGCCCAACGACCACUUUGGCCCCAUCCCUGCCAGCGCCGACCCACGUGGCACAGGCAUCAAGGUUGGGGAGUGGUGGAAGGACCGCCUGGACUGCCGGCAGUGGGGCGCCCACUUCCCGCACGUGGCGGGGAUUGCGGGGCAGAGCAACGUGGGGGCCCAGUCUGUGGUCCUCUCCGGAGGGUACGAGGACGACCGUGACGAAGGGGAGUGGUUCCUCUACACCGGCUCUGGCGGGCGCGACCUGUCUGGAAACAAACGCACCAGCAAGGUGCAAUCCUUCGACCAGACGUUUGACAACAUGAACAAGGCGCUGAAGCUGUCCUGCACCAAGGGUCUGCCGGUCCGUGUGGUGCGGUCCUACAAGGAGAAGCGCUCGGCGUACGCCCCCGGGGUGGAGACCCCCGUGCGGUACGACGGCGUGUACCGCAUCGUCCGCUGCUGGCGCAAGCCGGGCGCGCAGGGCCCCCUCAUGUGCCGCUACCUCUUCAUGCGCUGCGACAAUGAGCCAGCCCCCUGGUCCUCGGAGGGUGAGGGCGUGUGGGACCAUGGGGGUGUGGUGGCCGGCCUGCGGAGCUUCGAGGGUGCAGAGGCGGACAACACCGGGGACCGGCCCGUGGACGACGCCGCGCUGCCCGCCCCCGCCCUGGAGGAGAUGAAGCAGGCCGACAAGGGGCAGGUCUACUCCAUGGCAGACAAGCCCUGGUGGGGCUGGCUGGAGGACAAGCAGGAGUGGGGCUGGACCCGCGCCGCCCCGGUCAGCCAGCAGCGCGCCGGCGGCGAGGAGGGCGGGUCCAAGACCGUGCGAAAGCGCCUGUCGGAGCAGGAGCGCGCGCUGCGGGAGUUUGCCUGCGGCAUCUGCAAGAAGACGGUGGUGGACCCGGUGUCCACGCCCUGCGGCCACAACUUCUGCAAGGCGUGCCUGGACAAGAAAUUUGCCGGCAUUGCCGAUGAGGUGGCGGGGGGUGGCCACGCCGCAGGCAUCCGCUCCAUCCGCGUCAGGAAGCAGCUCAAGCCCUGCCCGACCUGCAAGACGGAUCUGAUGGAGUUCCUGAAGGGCGCGGCGGUCAACCGCGACAUGGCCGAGGUCGUCGCCAAGCUGCAGGAGAGCAUCGCACGUGCUCGUGAAGAGGCCAGCGGGGCGGCCGGCGAGGAGGGCGAGGAGGGUGUGGCCGCCGUCGACGAGGGGGGCGAGGAGGGUGUGGCCGGCGUCGACGAGGAGGCCGAGGAGGGCGCAGGCGUGUCUGACGGCGAGGGCGCGUCUGACGCCGCAAUUGUGUCUGAGGACGCGGCACCAGCUGCGGCGCCGGAGCAGCCGGCAUCCUCGGCCGAGACAGGGCCUCGGGAACCUGCCAUAUCUGCCCACCAGGUCGAGGCCCUGAGCCCGAUUCCGCCUUCCGUGCCGGCCCCUCCAUCCCAGCAGGACAAGGUCACCGUGGCGCUGAUCGAGGAGUAUGAGGACUUUGAUGCGGGCCUCAUCCAGGCCCUCAUGGAGCAGGAAGACAACGACGAGGCGGCGGUGCGCUACUGCCUGCGGAGGAUGCGGGCCCAGGUGGCGGCGGAGGCCAAGAAGCAGCAGAAGCAGGCACAGCUGGUGGGUGCCUCAGCCGGCGGGGACAAGGCAAUGGCUUCUGAGGUGGCCCCUGCGGCCGAGCCAGCGGUUGCCGGGGGACGGGCAAAGCGUGCCCGUCGCUGA